GCUCUCUCCACCGAAAGCUUGCUCAUUGAAUGCCGUACUUAGCCUGCUCGGUUCGAUUUAGGCAAAUAAUUUGGAGCAAACAAGGUUGGACUAGCUGAUUGAACACCAGCUAUCAGCCACACACUUUCCCGGCCCUCUGUUUAUCUGACUGCGGCGGUGGGGCGUGCUUUCCUGGGUUCGCUGGUUGGGUUUGCUCGGGGAGGCAGGGGGAAGUACGGAGCUGGUCCCGAGUGAUGAUGGAGCUGGAGUCGGCCAGUAACAGAGGCGAACUGGGAGCAGUGGGGGACUCGCUGCAGCCACAGACCCCGAGCAGGCACGAAAAGAGCCUAGGACUGCUCACCACCAAGUUUGUGACUUUACUACAAGAGGCAAAGGACGGAGUGCUGGAUCUGAAAGCUGCUGCAGACACCUUGGCAGUGCGUCAGAAACGGCGUAUUUACGAUAUCACUAAUGUGCUGGAGGGAAUUGGACUGAUAGAGAAGAAGUCCAAGAACAGUAUCCAAUGGAAGGGUGUAGGUCCAGGUUGUAAUACCAGGGAGAUAGCUGAUAAGCUGAUUGAUCUAAAGGCAGAGCUCGAUGAUCUGGCUCUCAGGGAACAUGAGCUGGACCAGCAGAGAGUCUGGGUCCAACAGAGCAUCAAGAAUGUCACAGAUGACUCCAACAACAGCCCUAUGGCAUAUAUAAAACAUGAAGACCUCUGUGGGGCUUUCAAAGGUGACACACUCCUAGCAAUUCGUGCUCCCAUCGGCACACAACUAGAGGUGCCCAUACCAGAAUCUGUCCUUAACGGGCAAAGGAAAUACCAGAUCCGUCUCAAGAGUUCAUCUGGUCCUAUAGAGGUUUUGCUGGUCAAUAAGGACCCGUCCAGUGCCUCUCCUGUUGUUUUGCCCGUCCCUCCUCCAGAUGACGUCCUUCAGAACCUCCCAGCACCAACUCCUACCUCCCAGCCAGCCACUGCUGCCUCCCAGGUCCCCAAAGCAGCUCCUGCCACUUCUGCAAAACCGGCUCCUGCCACAGCAUCUGCAACAGCAGCCAACCAGACAGUCUCAGUGACAGAAGUGACAACCACCACGGCGCUCACCCCAACGACAGAUACACCUUCUGCAGUCACUCAGCAGCUUCAGUCCUCUGCCUCGUUGGACGGAUCUGGAUCCUCUUCUGCCUCUGCAGUAUUUGAACCAAUUAAGUCGGAUCCCUCUGAAUUGCUGGACUUUCCCAAAGAGCUCUCUGAAAUGUUUGAUCCAACAAGAGAGAUCAUGAGUGGAGAUUUGUUGGAAGACUUGAUGUCAUCAGAAGUGUUCUCGCCUCUCCUCCGGCUGUCCCCUCCACCCAGCGACCACGACUACAUAUACAACCUGGAUGAGACAGAAGGCCUGUGUGACCUCUUUGAUGUCCCUAUUCUCAAUCUCUGACCCUGGAGACUGUUGUCAGAGUGGGAAAGCAUUUCCCUUACAUGCUAAUCUACCUUCAUUUUCUCCAAGUUUUCCCCCUCACUGACGGUGAAGGUGAGAAGAGGUGCAGGAAAGCCCAUAUGAUCUGAUGAGCAUUCAAAGACACCUCUGCACUGACACAGUGAGCUCAAGCUGAGCUCAGUCAGACAGUAGCUCGAUGUACAGCUUUAUGAAGAAAUACAGGCGAGAACAAAACGUUUUAUUUACUGCUUUUCCAAGGAAACUGAGUCAAAACAAAUGACAAAUAAUUAUAUUUUUGGAUUUUUGUGUAUUAUAAAGAGUCAUGUUUGUGUAUCAGCUUUCCCGUGUUCUCAAGAGCGAAUGUGUGUAAGCAUACUUUACAUGAGUGUGCUUGUGAGUCCGUGUGCCUGCUUGUUUUUUGUAUUGAAUGCUCUCUUAACUUGAGUCAGAUAUCUCCAGGAAAAAAAGAGAGAAGUAUCAGGUCAAGAGUCAUAGCAGACUAAUGGAGCACAGCCUUUAUCACCCGGCAGCUGCUCACGCAUUGGCUGAAUGAGUCCAAACACAGCUGGUUAAAAUAUGCACUGUCCUCAUGUACAUAGAGAAUAUAUAUUUUGUAUUACCAGCACACAAAACUAUUGUAUUAUUAUGAACUACAUUUGUGGCAGAGCAAUAGUUUGCCAAAAAAGAAAGGUACCAUACUCAAAUGAUCAAUACUCUAUGUAAGAAUUGUUUUGUUUUGAAUAAUGGGACUUGAUUAAACCUUUCAGUGCUGAAGUGCUGUUGGGUUCCAGUUAGAGAAAGAAAAUUUUAAUACUAAGCUGUUGAGGCCAAUAAACUUUGAUGUAAUGAGCCAAGGACCAAAAAAGUGCAGGACUGGGGGGGGAGUUUUAGACUACAACUAUUUUUACAUUAACACCUUUUUAGGUCAACAAGGUGCUUGUUAAAAUGAAAAAUAAAAAUGUCACUUGUAAACUCCACAUUAUGAAUACCUUGUUCUUUAACUGGUUCAACAUUGGCACAUCUACACUGAGAGGUUCAAUUGUUUAAAAAAAGAAAACGGGCACGCUUUCAGUUUCAUUUUGCCUUUGGACUACUACUAUUGGACCUUACAGAUUUUUAUUGGCUCUGAUUUAUAUGUAAUUUAACUGGUGUAUGUCAGAGGAGUAGCCUUUUUCCCCCCUUUCCAAAAUGAGUUUUGUGGCGAAUGUCUUUCAAUUAUAAUGUAUGUAUAUGAAUACCAUUGUACUCAGUUCAUUUGUAUGUAAAAGGACAUGUAUGUAUUUCUGAUGUAUUUUUACUGAUGCAGUGAAUAUAGUCACCAUGUCAUGAAGUGUGAUCCUGUUUUGGCUAUUUUUUUUUGUAUAUUUGGCACAGAUCCCUAUUCAAUAGUUUUUACUUUUUUGCAUUUUACUUUCUGUUCAUGCUCAUCACUCUAAAUUUGAUUUUUCAACUCUAAUUAUUCUCUCUGUGCAGGGGACAGAUGAGUAGCAAUUCGGGAUGAGUUGUUACUCGUCUGUACAAUACCGAUAUUCAUCUUUCUACGGUGCUUUCUUCUGUAAAAUCACUUUUUGUGUAAUAAUAUCCUGGUUUGCCCAGGAUGACAUGUAUGUAUGUAAAGUAUGUACUGUGUAUAUCCUUCUCUACCGCUUGUAUAGAAUAGCAUUUAUUUUUUAUACCUGCUAGAUAUAUUAUUACAUGACCGUUGCUACUAAUUUUGGGCUACACUUAAACUUUAAGGGAUUUAUCCACAAAACCUUCUGCUUUAUAAAAGUAUCCUGUCUCAUCAUUGCACUUUACAUCACUGUGGACAAAUUAGUUGCUACUCAUUCAUGUCUUGAUCAGUAGCCAGUCGUUGUGUUUGGACAGUGUUUGUGAGCAGCCAGGGAGUUCAAGAGUCCUGGGUUGAAUGGAUCAUGUCUUGUCUGCUGGUGUGUGAGACUCAAUCCUUCAGACUGCUUUUAACAAGGCUCACUAUUGUUAGGCUGUAGUUGCAUCAAAUGAUACAAAAAUAAACACUUUGGUAUUCUUUGUC
This is a messenger RNA of Seriola dumerili (greater amberjack), 3444 nucleotides long. RefSeq names its product E2F transcription factor 4 (gene e2f4). Lineage: Eukaryota; Metazoa; Chordata; Actinopteri; Carangiformes; Carangidae. Bases 234 to 1412 code for a protein of 392 amino acids. The record is from RefSeq and is a predicted model, not a curated record. Gene Ontology annotation, cellular component: RNA polymerase II transcription regulator complex. The transcript has 11 exons. Gene Ontology annotation, biological process: regulation of transcription by RNA polymerase II. Gene Ontology annotation, molecular function: RNA polymerase II cis-regulatory region sequence-specific DNA binding; protein dimerization activity; DNA-binding transcription factor activity, RNA polymerase II-specific.